Anastrepha ludens (Mexican fruit fly) is the source of this 2278-nucleotide messenger RNA. RefSeq lists its product as uncharacterized. The record is from RefSeq and is a predicted model, not a curated record. Bases 120 to 2255 code for a protein of 711 amino acids. Gene Ontology annotation, biological process: cilium organization. The transcript has 4 exons. Gene Ontology annotation, cellular component: ciliary basal body. NCBI's taxonomy places the organism in Eukaryota, Metazoa, Arthropoda, Insecta, Diptera, Tephritidae.
UUUAAUUCAUUAAAAAAAAAAAUUUAAACGCACAUAUCAGCAAAUCAAAACUUAAGUAAAAUAAAUUGUUAAAACUUUGCUAACCACCCUUUGCGAUCCAAAUAUAUAGAGUUCGUGUAAUGGCGUAUCAUUUUAGUGCUAAUCAGUUCGAGAAGGCCUACAGCGCAAAACGUCUAUGCAAUUGGGAGUUGCCAAAGUGGUAUCCACCACAUCCGCGUAAACACAAGGCGCCCACGAAGGUCAUUGCUAACACUAACGGGCGUUUGUUGAACGAUAUUGCACGAACGGACAAGAAUCCUUGGGGCUACUUUCGCAGCACCUAUGAGUUACCACGUAAAAUAACUCGCAACUUUGCCGACGAAUACAACGAGUGUCUAAUCAGAAAACACAAAUGGCGAAAUUUCCCACGUAAAAAAAGUGUUUGUGCAAAAAACGAUGAGCCACCGAAAUGUGAAGACAAAUGCGAAACCGUUAGACGUAUUUUCAGUCCAGGUGAGCAAGGCAUUGGAAAGUGCGCCAAAGGUAAAGAAAAAAAGUAUUUCGAUUUAGAAUACGUGUCAGGCGAUUAUACACCUUACGGCGCGCAACACAACUCACGCGCGCAACUCCUGCAACAAAAGCACGAACGCGACAAUAAUUUUGAACCCGAACUGCCACUGGACAAACUGUAUCUAGGCGAUCACCUGUGUCGCUCAGAAAAGCCGGACGUUACGCUUACGCGUCCACUACCACUGCCAUUGACACGCGUCUCAUCGCCCUCCGCAGCAAAACUUACACCAAAGCGCACUGACGCGGAACCGCCUGCACUGACAGUACCGCAAAGUGACUUGAUGCCACCAGUGCAAACGGAAACUUCUCUAUUGCCACAAACGGCUGCUCUAACUGAUUCUGUUGGACCGAGUUUGGAAUAUUUUAAGAAGAAAUUCGGCUAUCAAAACCCCGACUCACCUACGGUGCAGAAUCUGGAGCAAAAGAUGCCGCUUAAUUCUAUUACGGUAAAGCCCAACGAACGUUCCCCGUCACCCGUCAUUCCAGCAUAUGCUAAUUUUGAAUUGGCCAAGCGCAUGCAUCAUGAUAAUUUGGAUCAUCAACCACUGCCGGAUUGCGUGGUGGAUAUGGCGUUCCGCAAGCGUCAAAUGACCGGAGAACACCCGGGUCUAGCGCUCGAUAUUUCCCCCUUUGCCACGGGCGUUGGCAUCAGGACACAUAAUGCUGGUCCGACGCAUUGUACGAAAAUGAAAGUGUUUCGACCGCGCACUUGCGGCGUUGUGCCCAAAGCCUACAAUGGCGACUUAUCGCGUGCAAUAUCUUCCGCGCAAUCACAACAUAAGCCAAUGACAGCAAUGGAUUUAGCCAUAGGUUGGGAUUAUAGGCCUGCCAAUCCGGCGAAUGAGCCACAGCCGCCACCGCACAUAGAUGGCUCUGACGACACCGCCGGUCCGGCCGUUUUCAAUUACGUGAAAACGCCACGCGAUGAAACUACAACAGAUCUUGGCCGCUCGGCUGGCGUAUUCAAUAGCACGCUCGGCGAAACGGGCUUCUUUGACAAGGACAUUAUACGCCGCAAAUCAGACUUUGGCGAUAGAAUAACCGAACGUGGUGCCGACUGCCUUUGCAACACCGACGACUGUGUUGCACGCGCGCCACGCGCACGCAGCAUGACUCGCAAUUGCACUAUGCCUACAAAUCGGUUGUGUAAACAAUAUCAAUCUUCGCCGAAUAUGUUGGUCGAUGAGGGAUAUCGUGCUCUGCGCCAAAAAUACCUUGGCGGCAGCGGCGGUGGCGUUACAGGUUCAUGCGAAGCGCUUAUACCCGAACGCGGCUGUAGACGAUCGAAAGCCAACGCUGGUGCGGCUGGCUUCUUAAGGCGUGCGCGCUCAAGGCUUUGUCACAAGGUGGCACCGGAGCCGCCCCACUGCUAUCACGCGGCGCCAGCACGUGCUGUCUGUAAAGCACCACCAUUUCGGGUGGGCGUACCAAAAUACGAUGCAGCUGGCUAUUUCGUUAGCACGGACAGUGGCUGCAGCAUGGAGGCUAACAACGCCAGUCGUGUUUUGGUGGUGCCACGGCAACGGGAUCCCUACGCAAAGCGGAAUUAUGAUAUUGACACGUUGGUGCCACCGUUUCGCAGUUUUGGCGGCGGCGCUGGAGAAGGCGGUUACCCGGAACAUUGGCGUUUGGCCAGUGUAUAUCAACACGCAUACAAACCACUCGAGCAACGACGAAGGCCGCUCCUCCAAACUGUUUACAAAUAAUGCAUGGUUUAGUGAGACGAUAU